CACGCAAACCUCAACUAUUACGGGACGAGACAACCAACCUCAAAGCAUGCUCUCCAAAUGUGUCUCCCUCCGUCCUCAGGCCACCCCUCCAAUCUGCAACACCCAAAAGCCCUCUUCUUAUUACUCCCCCACUCAUGUCUCCCCAUUCUCGGUCCCCAAACCCACCAAUCUCCGUCACGCCCUUCACCAUUCCUCCCCUUUACGCAACAUGAGAUGUUCCAGUUCCGGCAACCCUCUCCAGUUCGAAUUCGAUUCUUCCCUCACCAAUGACGACCUCCGGCCCACCACUCCCGCUGAACGCACAUUCUCUGGCUUGGAAUUGGCCACCCUCUGGGUGGGUCUGGUGGUGGGUGUCCCUUCGUAUUACCUCGCUGGCAGCCUCGUCGACCUCGGUAUGUCAUGGUGGCAGGGCAUAGCCACGGUGGUCGCAGCCAACGCUGUCCUUUUGGCCCCUCUGGUGCUCACCGGUCAUCCCGGCGCUCGCUACGGCAUAUCGUUCCCGGUUCUUGCGAGAUCAUCGUUUGGCAUCCACGGUGCGCAUAUUCCCACUCUUAUACGAGCUCUCGUUGGGUGUGGUUGGUAUGGGAUUGAGUCUUGGAUCGGUGGAGAGGCCAUCUUCCUCCUCUUACCAAAUUCAAUCAAACACACUCGAUUCUCUCAGAGUCUUGCUUGGCUCGGUAUCCCACUUGAAUUUGCUUGUUUUUUGAUCUUCUGGGUGGCACAAUUGGCCAUUGUGUGGAGAGGAAUUGAUGGGAUUCGAAAGCUGGAGAAGUACUCUGCUCCAAUACUCAUUCUCCUCACUUCCUGCCUUCUAAUUUGGUCUGGCAUCAAAGCUGGUGGGUUUGGUCACAUGCUUUCCUUAUCCUCUAGGCUAUCCAAUUCAGAGUUUUGGUCUCUAUUUUUCCCAUCUCUAACUGCCAACAUAAGCUUUUGGGCUACGGUGGCUCUGAACAUCCCUGAUUUUACUCGCUAUGCUAAGAGCCAAACUGAUCAAGUCGUUGGUCAGAUUGGGCUUCCCAUCUUCAUGGGAGCAUUUACAUUCGUCGGACUCGCAGUGACAUCAUCGACGAAAGUAAUAUUUGGGCAAGUCAUUUCUAACCCAAUUCAACUGCUUGGCCAGAUUGGUGGCUUCACCACGAUGCUUCUAGCCAUUCUUGGAAUAAGCCUUGCCACUAUCACUACAAAUAUUGCUGCUAAUGUUGUGGCACCUGCAAAUGCGCUUGUGAAUCUGAGCCCCUCGUGGUUCACUUUCAGAAGAGGGGCUAUAGUCACUGCUUUGCUUGGGAUUAUUUUUCAACCAUGGAGGCUUCUCAAGUCCAGUGAGAGCUUUGUGUAUACGUGGCUGGUUGGGUAUUCUGCGUUCGUAGGUCCUAUUGCGGGGAUUCUUUUAGCCGAUUACUAUCUUGUACAAUCGACCAAUUUGAGCAUCAGAGACUUGUACUCUCGCAGUCCUGAUGGAGCUUACUAUUACACAGGGGGUUUUAAUUUGGCAGCGAUGGUGGCUCUGAUUAUUGGGAUUUUGCCAGUAAUCCCUGGUUUCUUGCAGAAAGUUGGAGUUUUGACUUCAAAUAUUCCUGAAGCUUUUGCGGUGAUAUACAGCAACGCUUGGUUUAUCAGCUUCUUCUCCGCUGGAUUCGUGCAUUGGGUUCUAUCUCGUUUUACAAGAAAGCCAAAUAAAUAGAAUUCCUCGUUCCUGUUUCGCAACUUCUGUGAAAGAUAUAAUGCCAUGUAAUAUCAUUGGAUAUCACUGGAAAAAGAGUUACUCAGAGAGAGAGAGGGCCAGAUUUGGAGAAAGCAGAACUUUGAACUUGUAUUUAUAAAUUUGUCAAGUGUUAGUGUCACACAGGUGAAGGUUCUAUACUUGACAUCAGAUGAGAAACAGCAGAUUCAACGAGCUGGCAGUUAUUUAACA
Molecule: messenger RNA, 1912 nt
Organism: Neltuma alba
Lineage: Eukaryota; Viridiplantae; Streptophyta; Magnoliopsida; Fabales; Fabaceae
Product: purine-uracil permease NCS1-like
Biological process (GO): transmembrane transport; nucleobase transport
Cellular component (GO): plasma membrane
Molecular function (GO): nucleobase transmembrane transporter activity
Source: RefSeq, a predicted model, not a curated record